CUCUCAUCUCAUCUGGCCGGUGCUAGGUUAAGCAUGACACGUUUAAGGCAGAACCCGAUACUUGCCCCCUCUCUUCACACGUGGCACCCCUGUCCCCCUCUUCACACUUCACAAACAUUUUAUAAACCUCACUCUAACGUGCUUCUCUCUCGUAGCUCUCAAACGUUGUUUCACUUCACGACUGUGUUAAUAGAAGAUAGAUUCAGUAAUUACACGUACAAAAAGUAUACAAAUAAUACAGACACAUAUAUGGCCAUGGGCAAGUUGUGGACCUUGAUCAUCCAGCUUCAUACUAUUGCCGGGCCGGUUUUGAUGUUGUUGUACCCUUUGUAUGCAUCGGUGGUGGCAAUAGAGAGCCAAUCCAAGUUGGACGACGAGCAAUGGUUAGCUUAUUGGAUCAUCUAUUCGUUCCUCACCCUUGCGGAAUUGGUUCUUCAACCCAUCUUACAAUGGAUACCAAUUUGGUACGAUGUGAAGCUAUUAACGGUGGCAUGGUUGGUGUUGCCACAGUUCGAAGGUGCAGCGUAUUUAUAUGAAAGGUUCGUGAGAGAGCACAUAAGGAAAUACAUAACGGAGAGGGAGCACCACCACCACCACCAGGUCAACCACCAGCAACAAAGCAAAAAAUCUCCCAACGAGGGCAAGGCUAAGAAGAAGUUCGUCGAGUUCGUGACACCCAAGAAAGGGGAUCAGGAGGCGUAUUGAGUUGGCAAGGACGGUGCAUGCUUGAUCAGCGUAUUGAUGAGUAUUUUUAACUGGGUUUGAUUUAUGUUUUAUGUAUGUAUGUAUGUGGGUCUCUUUCGUGUACACUUCCACGCUGUGUCAUGAUCAUCUCAUCUCGUGUAUGUAAAGUGAUUUCUUUCGUGACUCCCCUUCCAUAAACUUAACCUAAUAUCAAAGUAAAACCAAAUU
Messenger RNA from Cajanus cajan (pigeon pea), 912 nucleotides. Its product is annotated as protein YOP1. NCBI's taxonomy places the organism in Eukaryota, Viridiplantae, Streptophyta, Magnoliopsida, Fabales, Fabaceae. The record is from RefSeq and is a predicted model, not a curated record.